Messenger RNA from Camelus dromedarius (Arabian camel), 12086 nucleotides. RefSeq names its product cysteine rich hydrophobic domain 2 (gene CHIC2). The record is from RefSeq and is a predicted model, not a curated record. NCBI's taxonomy places the organism in Eukaryota, Metazoa, Chordata, Mammalia, Artiodactyla, Camelidae. The transcript has 6 exons. Gene Ontology annotation, cellular component: plasma membrane; Golgi-associated vesicle. Bases 522 to 1019 code for a protein of 165 amino acids.
UGCCGGAGGGCGGGGCCGCGCCGGCGGGAGCGCGCCCUCGAGGCGUCACCGGCGGGUGGAAGUGGAGGAAGGCAGGCCACCCGGGGGAGCGCGCAAGGCCUCACGUGCGCGCUCUCGCGCGUCAGCUCGCGCGCCCACGCGCCCGCCGGCUCGCCCGCCCUGCAGUCCCGGGAAGUCUCGCGAUGCCGUAGCCGGGUGCUCCCGCUGCGGGUGGCUCUGGCUGUUGCUGUGGUUGCCUGAGUUGCUGCUGCGGCGGUGGCGGUGGCGGCGGUGCUGGUGGAGGUGUCGGCCCUUGGGCGGAUGUUGACAUUGUGUUGUUAUUGCUGACGGUAAUGGCGGCGGCGGCGGCCAGGACCCCAUCUCCUCUGUAGCCGAAGGCGAGACAGCCCAGAGCGAACUCCACGGCCUCGGAGCUCGCGGCAGCGAUUCCCCUCAGCCUCCGUCGCUUCGCCAGCCCGUAUCCCGGCCCCCAGCCCCACUGGAGUCAGGCCCCUUCGGGCGGGGGGCCUCGGCGGUUCAGGAUGGCGGAUUUCGACGAGAUCUACGAGGAGGAGGAGGACGAGGAGCGGGCCCUGGAGGAGCAGCUGCUCAAGUACUCUCCGGACCCGGUGGUGGUCCGCGGCUCCGGUCACGUCACCGUAUUUGGACUGAGCAACAAAUUUGAAUCAGAAUUUCCUUCUUCAUUAACUGGAAAAGUAGCUCCUGAAGAAUUUAAAGCCAGCAUCAACAGAGUUAACAGUUGUCUUAAGAAGAACCUUCCCGUUAAUGUACGUUGGCUACUUUGUGGCUGCCUUUGUUGCUGCUGCACAUUAGGUUGCAGUAUGUGGCCAGUUAUUUGCCUCAGUAAAAGAACACGAAGAUCGAUUGAGAAGUUAUUAGAAUGGGAAAACAAUAGGUUAUACCACAAGCUGUGUUUGCACUGGAGACUGAGCAAAAGGAAAUGUGAAACGAAUAACAUGAUGGAAUAUGUCAUCCUCAUAGAAUUUUUACCAAAGACACCGAUUUUUCGACCAGAUUAGCAUUUACUUUAUUUAUAGAGACUUUCCAAGUAUGUUGUCUUUCCAAUGGUGCCUUGCUUGGUGCUCUCCUGGUGGUGACAUAACAUUGGUUCUACAGAAUCGUGUGGUGUUUUUUUCUGGUUUUUUUUUUUUUUCAAUAACCGCAUGUUCUAAGUGUGCAUUUUUGUCAAACUUUGCAACAGUUAUUUCAUACAGAUGUUUAAUACUUAAGUUAUUGUGCUCUUUUCUGUUAUGUAUUCUGAUUUUAAGGAUUACUUUUUUGUAUUAUCAAAAAAAUACAUUUGAACUUAGCAUAAAACAUGGCUAGCCUUUUUUAUUUUACCACCAAGGUACACAGAGUCCUUUAUUUAUUAAUUCCUUAAUAUAGAAAAAGACCUUUGUAAGGCUCUACUUAUAUAUUCUAGCAAGCACACUCUUUGCAUUAUUUUUCUUGCUUUUAAAAUUUAAUGUAGUUAUUAUUUUUAAAUAGUUUUCUUUGAUAGCUUUUUGAAACCUAACGCAUUCUUUCUCAUACAAUUCCUAAUGCUCUGUUUACAACAGAAAUAUCUGUAACGUUAUGAAGACCUGUCAAAAAGUUUUGAAAGUAUUUCUGUCUUCAAAAGUAGCAAGGCAGGAUUAAAUUAUUUUCAUUAGAAUAUACAAAUCAGUGAAUGAUAUGCAUGCAUCUAAUGGUUACUGGAGCUCAGGAUCACAAAAUAUAGUAGCAUUACAAUCUGUAUAUUUUUGAUCAAGAUGGUAUUAAUAAUGGCCUUAUUUGGUUACUUUCUAUUGUUUAUCAAAUCUUAUAUACAGAAGUAUAAAAAUAUUCCCUUAAAAAUUCUAAGGAAAAUAUUUCUCCCAAUUUAACACAAUUGUAGAAUGGGCAUAUGUUUCUGAAAAGUUUUUGAAAGAAAGCUAAAGUUCUAGAAUUACAGUAAGCUGGUGUUUAAUACCCCAUUCAUAUUUAAAAACAGAUUAUUGCUAAAAAAAAAAUAGAGGACAUAUUUAGUACUGUUUCUAUCCACUAGUUUGCUUUCAGUCCAGUUAUGUAUACUUUUUUGAUUGAGAUUGUAACAUCUAAGUUUGAAUCAGAUCAGCUUAUUUCUUUAAAAUAUAUACAAACAUACAUUUUUUUCUCCUUUUGGUUGUACAUAUCUCCAUGCAUUUUAAAACUUUCUAAAUUUCUGAAUGGCCUAUCUGUAAAUUUUUGUUUUUAUAAACCUGGAAUUAUACAAAUUUUAUGUGUGUCAAGAACUUGUUCCAUACGACUGUGGUAUCGAGCAAUAAUGUGAAUAACUUUUGAAAUUAUAUAAACUAUGCUAAUUUGUAUUAAGAAUUGGUACCACUAUAUAAUACCUUUUUUCCCUUUAUUAAACCUUUUAAAUACCAGUUUCAUUAAUUUAUAUAUAUCUGUAUUUUUAAAAAGUAUUUCUUUGUACUUCUCCAAAGUACUGUAAUUCUAUAAAAAUUUGAAUAGUUGAAUGCCAGUAUCUUAUAUCCUAUAUCAGACAUUAGGAACUAUUUUAAAAACUAAGAAAACUAAGUUUCUUUUUUUUUUUUUUUUUUGGUCUGAGAUUUAUUUGUUUCCAUUGCCCAGCAAGACACUUACCAACUUGAAUUUAUAAAACACUUUUCCUUUGAAAAGCUCAAAGUACCAAGAAUUCAAACACUUCUCACUUUAUUUACGGUGUAUCUUGGAUGUAUCCUGUCUCCUUAAAGUAGUGCAAUUAAAAGAUAACGCUGUUCAGACUCUAGUGUUCCUCUGUGGUUUCAGUGUGAUGUAGCAUUGUUGUAUGAAGGAUGCUAAUUCUGCCUCAGGAUUUAUAACGAGCAGAAUAACAUGACUGCAGACUAUGCGGCACAGGUUUCCAAAUCUAAAGUUUUGUGAACUGAGCGAGCACCAUACUAAUCAGCUUUAAAGGAAGAACUACAUCUAUUUAGGCAUUUUUUUUUCUCUUAUUAUUAUUCUGUAAAUUGUAAUUUUAACAUUAUGUUCCCAGAAUAUUUUUAACAAAAAGAUGAUUUUCAUACUUGAUAAUGUUAAGUACAGGAUUUUAAAAAGCUUUUCUAAUUUUAUUGAGAAGUAUAUCAGUUGCUUAAAGAUUCCCUAGAAUUGGGCACACUUAUAUUUCUAACGAAUGUGUAGAAAAGAGCUGUGAAUGCUUAAUAUGUGGCAUUACCAUAAUCCAGUCACGCUUUGAGAGGUUAGAUUUCUAUACUUGGGAUUUCAUUAGUAGCUGGCGUAAGCACUCUGGUUUAUCCUUUCUUGAAUCAUAAAUUUAAGUGCCCAUGUUACUGGAAAUUAGAAAUGUCAGAGAUGCCUGUGCUAUGUGAACAUUAGUUCAAAGGAAAUGUUUGAAAUGAUGAUUGCUCUUCAGUUACUGUUUUCUGACUUAUAAGUUUGUGAGACUUGAACCAUACUUAUAAAACUGUCCAAGAAUAGGUAUUGUCAGCAGAAAAUCUAAUUGCGGAUUUUACAUGGGCUAUGUGAAUAACUUAUGAUCUUUGUUCUUAUGUUACUGGUGUUUUGCAAUUAGUCUAGGAUUCUUGUGUAGAAACAUUCCUUUAUCAAAUAAUGCACUUUGCAGACCCUAUUAUAUUUUAGUACAUGACUCUUGUAUAUCUGAGUUAAAAUAUAUACUCCAAAACCUAAUGACUAUAGUAAAACUGAAUUGACAUAUUUAGCUUUUAAGGUAGAUAUGCCCCUCUCUCACAAGAGGGUCACCUUACCUAUAUAAAAUGGUCAUCAGAUGCUUUAUUAAGACUCUUUAGUGACUAGGUUUUAUCCAUUUAAAAUACGAACGUGUGUUUUGGCCUAAAAUCAAAAAGUGUUCAAACCUUAAAUACCAGUAAACAAUUUCCUUUUCUUACUAGAAAAACCUAGUUUUGUAAUUGAAUGAUUCUAAAUCAGGAAGAACCACAACUUGCUCCAUGGUUGCAUUUUCAGUGUUAUUUGUAGAGAGCUUCUGAUUGCUUCUUUAUGUUAGUGGACACAAGCUGACCAUAUAAAAACUUGACACAUUCCAUAUCUGUCUUUGGUUAUAGAAAAAUGAUAUUAAGUAGUAAAAUACAGUGGGACCCAUAGUUGCAUGAGUUCAAACUAUACUAGUGUUAUUUAAUAUUCUGUAUAUAGACUGUUUGAACUUUCAUGGUAUUUUCUUCGCGAUUAUGACUAUUAGCUGCUUGCCUGAUGUUUUACUGUAAAUAUUUGCUUUGGCUCAGCUAUUGGUCAGUAUACUAAAUCAGAAGUACAUAUGUUUUAAAACUGUCUUUGAUGGAAUUUCAGCAUCUAGUCCUGGACUCUUUCCUUCUCCUAUCCCACUGAAGCACUGUGGGUUCUUUUGUUGCCCUCUUGAUCUCCAGAGUCUUCACCCAGGCGUGGACAUAGUUUAGAAUUGCCUUUCUGUCUUCCUUCCCCAAAGCUCCCAGUAAGAAUGUUAAUGUUUUUGCAUUCUUAGCUAGGUGUUUAGGAGGCCAGUUAAUGUGAGUCAGUCACAUUAAGUGAUGAAUGGCUGACAUUCUGAAUUCUGCUUAAGUGGUACUUUCAUCUUUAAAAGGGAAUUUCUUAACUUAAAUUUCCAAUUGGUGCAGUGGUACAGUUUGUGUUUGCCUUUUCAACAGACCCUACUUUACAGUCCACUCUUUACAGGAAGGGAGUAAUAGGAUGGUUGCAUAUGGGGCUUCUCAAACCAGUAUUUCUGAAGAAAUCUGAUUUAUGUCUAGCAUUAGGGCAGAAAGAAUCGGCUUAAGACCAAUCCCAGAUCAAACUAUUAGUUAUCCAUAAUAGUUUAUGUUUAAAUAAAUACUCUUUUAAAAUAAAUAAAGCAACUCCUAAUUUCUUAUAGAUACAAUAGCCUACUUUAUCCUGUUUUUUAGGAACUACUGUAUAUAAAUUGAGAUUUGAAGAUUUGUCUUUAAAUCUUGAGUUAUCUUGUUCUGUACAUUUACAAAGAUUUUUAGGUAAUUUAAGAGAAACAUAAAUAUUAUUUACAUUAUUAGUCAUAAUUCUGUGUACUGGUUUCUGUUAUAGGGAGCAGUCACCCCCUCAACCCAUCCCAUGCUAAAUUGAAACAACAGGUUAUAGCCUUAAUAGACAGUUCUGAAAACAGAAAUUCAGAUUGCUAAUUCUGAAUUUGGAUUGAUUUCUGAUGUUCUGCAAGAUCACCAAGUUACUUGGCCUCUUUGCUUCUCAUUUUCACAGAAGGAGGAUACUCUGACUACCUCAUAUUUUUAAAUCAUUUAUUUUACUGUUAUUCAUUAAGUGCUAUACAGAAUUAAGUAGCUAGAUGUUCAACAGUAAUGGUUGAGUGGCUUUUUUGACUUAUUUACAAUAUCAGCAGAAACUUGAGUUAUCAAAUUUUGCAUUUAAAAUUUAAGAGUACUCCCUAUAUGUACUUAAAAUUAAGUUUUGCAUGCUUAAAAAUCAGGUAAACAUUAAAUAGAAUACUUGAGAAAAGUUUCUUUUUAAUAAAAGCUUUUAAAAUAUAGUCACAUCUCUGAUAUGUAAGCAAAAUCAUGCCCUUUUUUGGUUUGUUUUUAACAUUUCCUCUACUUCAUAAACAUGGUGCUCUGAAUUUGAGAGUUGACUGCUUUUUUCUCUUCAUGAAAAAUAGACGGUAUGUUGUUUCCCUAGCUCUUUAUCUCAGAAAUAUUUCAGUGAACUAACUAUACCAGGUAAUUCUUAAUUUUGGCAGAUGAGCUGUCUAGUCUUUUUUUUUUAAAGAAACAAUGUCACCCAACCUUCAAGACUAGAUAAGUAAAUUUUCAGUGCUCCUGUCUGUUGGACCAUAAUGUCUCCUCAAACUGCAGAUUUUUUCUCUCCUGUUAUUUUACCUACUGAUUCUUAAUUUAAUAAAACUGGUUCAAUUCUUUCUCAAUAUAAAUGCUACAUAGAUUUAAAAUGUUUUAGAAGGAAAGAGCAUUCUAUUUCCUCAAGAAACCUUUUGUACAAAUUAAAGACCACUUCCUCUUCCUUCUCUUCAUAGCAGCUUAUUUAAUUGGAUAAUUACAACAGUCUCAUUGCAUUGCCACAAAGUCUUCAUAAACAUGAGUUUGUUUUAACUAAAGUUAUCAAAGCCCUUUUAACGUGUCUAUUUCUUUUUACAUUUGUUAGCGCUAUGACAUUUUGCCCUCUCAGGAAAGUUAAGCAUUCCAGUGGCAGUGGAAGCACGGUAGACAUGACUGAAAGUAACAUGCUGGCUGAGAGAAAUAACUGCAUUGCUGCCCUACACUUUGAUUUACGAAGGUGAAGGUUAUGCAAUGGCCAGGAAUUGCACGUGGCUUUAUACUUCCUUUUAUGCAUUCUUUAUGUAUUACGAUAGAAAUUAUUUUUUAAAGCAAAAUAUUACUCUAGAGUUUUCUUCUAUCAUGUCCUUUUGAGAAGAUAAUAAAAGAGACCACCUUGAAUACAGUAUUCUUUGAUUUAUCUUUUAUAGUUUUAAGUGUGAUAAUUAAACAAUCUGAAAAGUACCAAAUAAAGGAUUUUAGGAAUUUGUUCCUAUGUUUUUGAUGAGCAUGGAGUAGUUUUCAAAUAAAGUAAUUCAUCAGAAAUUUCUGAUGGAUGAGCAAUUAUGCAGACCCAAGAUCAGGGUCCCUAUUAAUCAUACUUUCAGAUAAUUCUAAUUACAUCUAGGUAAGUCUGCUAACAUUAAAAAAAAGAAAGUUGCACCAUCUCAGGACCUGGCACAUAGCAGAUAUCCAGUGUUUGUUACAUAAAUAAAUUUAAUUCAAUCCAGAAAAAUGGAAGUAAUUUAGUAAAAUACACAGUUAAAUUUUAAAGGUAUGUAUUAUAUUUUUCUUUCAUUAUUAAGAAAUUAAAGCCAUUGCCAAACAAGUACCAUGUUUUUGUUAAGACGAGAUUUUCCCUUUGGUUAGAUAAAAAUUUGUUUGCCUUUAUAGUUAUGAAAAAAUAUGUAUUUAAGGUGGCUUUUUGUCCAUUGUUGGUUGCAGUAUAUUUAUUUAGUCUUAUAAAAUUAAGUCUUCUUUGACAUGGUUUUUCCAGUAAACAAAUGGAGCUAGGGGAUUUUUUUUUUUUUUAAUUUUACUUUAUCUAGUUGAGUUUUUGUUGCUUUGCCUAGUUGAGUUUUUAUUGUUACUCUGCUGUAACACAGGACUUCAGCACAUGAUUUUAUGCUCAAAACCGAAAUAUGAGCUAAUUCACAGCAUUUGGUCUCUAAAGACUAUAAUAUGUUAAGUAAACUUUUAAGCUAAUUUAGGUGACAUUGGAAAAGGGAGUCUAAAAUUUAGAAAUCAAAUCACUUUAAAGGAAAUUGACCAAACUUAAUCACAUCUAUUGAAAUGACCGUGUGAAUGAACACACAAACAUAUUUCUUCUAUAAACAUGACCUGUACAAAUUUCUGGGAAUAAAACAUCUGACAUUAUAAAUAUGAGUUUAGGAGCUAUAAGCAAUACACUUAUAAAAGAAAAUUUUAUAUUAUUGUGUUCAUGAACUCACUUUAUAGUUAGAAAAAAGAAGAGGAAAAAAUACAACUUACAUACUACCUUUUUUCCCUCUAGAGAUCUUAAGUUUUCCCUAAAUUUAAAAAGCCAGUAGAGCUAUAUUACAUAGAGUUCUUGAUUAUCCUAUUUAGGCUUAGCAUUGGUUUUUAAGUUUUCAGGAGGAAACAGAAAUAAUUCUAAUCAUGAUCCCUGCAAAUACACAUAUUUAGCAGUAUUUAGCUGAAGUUUAUCUAUUGCAUUGUAUGAAAUGACUAUUUAUCAUAUAAACUUUUUUUUUUCCAUUUGAUUUGAUUGACCCAGAUUCUAGUGCAAACCUUUAAAAAGUAGUUCCAUAUAUAUGAAAAAAUGUAUGUGCGUGUAUACAUACACAUAAUUCUAAAAUAAAGUAAUUGUAACUCAGUUCACUAAGAUACCUUUUUGCAGUAGGCAGUUAAGAUGCAUUUAUACUCCAUCACCUGGAUUGUUUUAGUAAAAGUACAAAAUGACAAUUGAUUCUAUUCAAAACAUUUAAAAACUAAGGGAAAUUUGUGUUCGUGGAUUAUUUUUUUUCCUUGAAUCAUCUCAGUAUUGUAGUUUUAAAAGGAUUGAUUUAUUUUCUGAAUUUCUAUUCUUUUAUUCACUUUUUUUUUCAUCCUGACAAGAAAAAUGUGAGAGUUCUCAGAAGUAUAUUAAGUUUCCCUUUCCACAGUUGGAAACCUAAGCAAAAAUGCCAUUACUGCUUGUAGAAGUUACUAUCGUAGAAUCCAUCACAGAAAGCCCAAAAGAUAGUCCAACCUUUUGUACCUACAGUCUUAGAUAUUGUUAGAUGGCCAUUCAGUUUUCUUUACAUUGUGUGUGAGAUGAAUAUUUCUUAAGACUUUUUUGUUUGCUUUACUAAAGAAAUCAACGAAGGAAAAAAAAAAAAAACCCAAAAAAACAAAACAAACAAAAAACACCCUGUAACUCAUGUGAAGCAUGCAGGGUGUUGUAAUUUCAGUUUGCAAAGCGGUGUGAUACAAUGUUGCUGAGCCAAAAGCACACGAUAGAUUUAAUGUAACCAAUUGUGUACUUUUGAAAAAAAGAGUAACUGUUCCCUGUGAGUUAAUUUUGGAUUUUUUCAAAAUCUCUCUUUUAGGCUUUGUGCUGGAUUCUUCCAGACAAAUGCGUAUUCCAUGUGGGCCACUGUUCUGCUAAAUGCUCUCAGUUCUCCUUUUGCAAUCAAGAUUAUGUUGCUAAGGAGAUUUUGCUUUUAUUGGUGCCAUUGAUUUGUGUUAAUACGUUUUGAAUACCACUCCGUAUUCUUCUGUAGACAAGGCCAAAAGAAAAACUUCCCCGAGUUUUCCAAUUUACAUUACAAAUGGAGCGGUGGUGUAAUGAAGCCGAUAUAAAGUGGGCAGUUGAAAGGGAACUAAAGAAGGGCACUCAAGUGAGAAAUGAAGAAAUGUGCCGAGUGUAGUCUGUGGGCUGCCUUCUUCGGUCCAGCUGCAGGAACUGGCUCUGGCCAGAGGUAGAGUGAGUGAGCACCUCCCUCUGCAAAGACCACCCACUUUUUGGAGCCCAGUCUGGCAUACCAUAGAUUACCUCAUUGACUAAUAUAGGGCCAUUUUACAAAGUGUGAAACUCUUCUGAAGUGGCAAAGAGAUGGUUCUCUCUCACCCCUAAAUCUCUUUUUUGAGUCCUUUCUAGAGCAUGACUGAGGCUAGACUUUCUAUAGCUUAUGACCUUAAGUUGUCCUUAAAGGAUACCCUGUGGAUGAUUGUAAGGACUAGCAUAUUCAAAUAUUGUUUGUAUGUCUCUAGAUGUGGAAGAUGUUAACUCGAUGAAAUGGAAGGUUUUAGCUAUAUGUUCCUUACUUUGUAUCAUAUUCAAGAAUCCAGACACUGUCGUCUUACUUUAAAAAAAAAAAAAAAAAAGCCCUCAAAUGUUCUGCUGUGAAUGGAAGGAGAAUCCAACUUGACAUGUCUUGAAUCAGUGAAGUGAUUUACUUACAUUAUAGUAUCUGAAGGUAUUAAAGGAUACAUUUGUGGCACAGUCAUAUCCCUUUAGUGGUUUACAUUGAUCAAACAGGCUUAUAGUUUUGUUAUGUUUGUUUUUAAAUCAAAGCAAAAAUACUGCACUGAUACAAUCUGAAGAGUUUUUAGACAUUUUAAAUUAGAAAUGUCAAAAAUAAUAUACUAGAAACUAUGAAAAAAAUUACUACACAAGUUUGGGGAAAUUAAAAUCUGAUCACAAAGGAAGCAUCUCAAGUGUUAAAAGAAGAAGCCUGCAUUAUUCAGAGAUGAAAAAUGGCUGUUUCUGUCAAAAUAAUUUAUUAAUAACUUCAGCAAAAUAAAAGUCUAAAUUAUCCAUCCUUUAAUGUUGUAUGAUCUGGGCAAGAAGCAAAAAUUGAAGAGGCAUUUUGCUAGCAGUGGCAAAUAUGAAAUUUAUAAAAACAUCUGAAAGUGGAAUCUUUAAUUCCUUUAUUUAUAGUUCUCUUCAGUAGAUUUUUCUCCCAAAGAUGCUCAGCAGGUACUGUGCUUCAUGGUUAAGAUCCCAACUUCCAGACUAAAUGUGGGAAGAAUUUUUAUCUUACAUCCCAAAAUCUUGGUACAUUUGUACUUGUUUUUUUCUCCUGUAAUUUUAAAAAGCAUUUAAAAUUAAUUAACUGGAGCUUUAAAGACUAAAGUCAGAAAAUACAGGGUGAAUUUGUAUUUUUGACCUGGUAUUUUUGGCUGUAUUUGUCAAUGGUUUCUAUGUUAAUGAUACCAUUCUUUCAUGGUAUAAUCUUAAAUUUAAGUUGUAUUAUAGGUAAAAGGUAAUGAGACAUAUACUAAUAUUUUUAUGCUAUAUAUUGAGAGCAUUUUUUUUCAAAUUGGAAUUAAUCUAUUGAAACUGACUUUUAAAUUACUUUAAACUUAUGCUUGGAAAGCUUAACCUGAAGAGGUAGGCAAACCUAUUCCGUUCAUGUACAUAAAACAAGUGAUAUAGCUUUAUUCUGAGCAUUAAACAUGUAACAAAAACUCAUGAAAUUAUUUUCCAAAGACAGGUAAAAUUUACCGGAGGUAUUCUAAGAUUUAUGAACUCUGAAGAUUCAGCUGUUUAUAGUCUUCUGUUUGUAACAUACCAUACCUUCUGGAAGGUAUUUUUGUAAAAGAAUGCAAGUGUGAGAGAUCAACCAUUCUGCCCAGAUUGUCUGACCAAUAUUUCUUCUAUCUGCUGCUUAGAGCAAAGAUUAGUUAGGUGAUUUAUAAAUACAUGGUAUUUAAAUACUAUCAAAAGCAUCAACAGUUAGGCUGCAUCAGGAAAGAGCUUUGCAGAAAGUGUGUGUAGGAAAGUUCUGUCUUCUUUUCCAGUUUUGUCAGCACUAAGUCUUGCCCUUUAGCCAUAUACCCCCCAUCCAUUUUUAAAAAGGUAGAAUCUCCGAGCUGAAAGAAACCCCAAAGGUGCCCAGUGGGAAUGUGCCUUGAAAUCCUGGGGAGUUUUUUGUUUUUUGGUUUUUUUCAAAUACACUUGGCUGUACUCUCCCCCCAUUAGAAUUGGGAGGAGAGUGAAGGAGAGCGUAUAUGUAUUUUGAAAUUUUUUUCUCAAUUAUGAUGACAUUGUCCCUUCCUAUUGUAACCUUAUAAUGAACUCUCAUUUAUCUAUGUUCAUGGAUUGUUAGUGAUAGAGCUCAUGUGGGGGGUCUUUCCUGCAGUAAAUACUAUAAAUAGAAUUUUCCUUUUUGCAAAUAUAGGUGUUAAAAAAAAUUCCUAAAAGUUAUCAUUUGAAGUCCAGAAAGCAUUAUCAAAAUUGAUUCUUUGCAACUGAAAGACUAUCAUCUAUGCCUUGAACACCUAAAGGCAAAUUGUUGAAACAAAGCAAAACAAAAACAAAAAAAACAAAGGGGGAAAAAGCCCAAAAAACCCCACCAAAUUCCUUGUCUCUAAGUGAUAAAAUUUCAGCUCUGUCUACUGCCCAACCUGAGAACUGUGACUUAAACAUUUAAUUAUUUAUUGCUGGUGCAUGUGAAAACAUUUAGAAUGGCUGGCAGCCUACCAGACCCAGAGUUAAACAUUCUCCAGUCUGACUAGACUGCUGGGUAGCCAACUUCACAUCAGAUUAAACACAUUCUCUUCCUAAUGAAUAGCUUGGAACCCAAAAAAUUGAUUUUGUUACAAAAAAAAAAAAAAAAAAAAAAGCAAGGGGUGUGUUGUUUUCUAAAUUAAAAUUAUUUUACAUUUUACUGACAGUAUUCUAAUUAUGAUUGUCAAAUGUAUUUUCUUUGGUGGUGGUGAGAUGGAAGAGAAAUGGACAAUGAGGGACUUUUCAUACUAAGAAAAUUGAAAAAGGACUCCAACAAGGUUGGACACAAUGCAGCCUAGAGAUGAACAUUCAUGAAUUUUGUACAGAAAAAAUUUACAUUUGAUUAACAUUUUAAAUUACAAAGGCAGGUCUACAAAUACCAAUUUGCAUGUGUGUGUUCUCAUUGCAUUUUCCAAGCAAAUGGUGAAUAAUGUAAUGCUAACUAUAUUCUGUUUCCUUACCAUUAAUUUCCCUUUUUAUUUUAAAGUGUAAGCUAACUGUACUGUGUAGUAAUGUUAAUUUCAGUGAACUGUACUUAAUGUUAUCUGUAGAUCUAUGCACACAAACUCUAUGUAAUGUUCCCUUAUGUAAUAAAUGCUUCCGGAUAA